Aspergillus ochraceoroseus IBT 24754 is the source of this 1671-nucleotide messenger RNA. Its product is annotated as putative tetracycline transporter. The transcript is spliced from 3 exons. Gene Ontology annotation, molecular function: transmembrane transporter activity. Bases 141 to 1442 code for a protein of 433 amino acids. NCBI's taxonomy places the organism in Eukaryota, Fungi, Ascomycota, Eurotiomycetes, Eurotiales, Aspergillaceae. Gene Ontology annotation, cellular component: brush border membrane. The record is from RefSeq and is a predicted model, not a curated record. Gene Ontology annotation, biological process: transmembrane transport.
GCACAUGCGAUCUGGCCAAUUCAUAUAUUCCAGGGGCGGGUUGUCUAGGUAUUUAAAACGCUUAUUCAUGGCUCAUCUUUGCAUUUUCUCCUGAUUUCAUUCUCUUGUUGUGCUUUCCUUAAACUCCCACUGUUGUCCACAUGGCUCUCCCCGCAGAGCAGCGGAAAAAGAUCCUCAGGGUCUUAAUGACCUCUCUACUUUUGGAUUUGAUAUCCUUUACGUUUAUUCUACCGCUAUUCCCCUCCCUGCUGACCUUCUACCGCAACCAAGACCCCGCCCCGUCCUCUCUCUUGAACCGCGUCUUCCACUACCUAAACGCCUACAAGAACGCCUUCGCAAAGCCGAUUGACUCGCGGUACGACAUCGUCCUCCUUGGAGGCGCACUCGGGUCCUUGUUUUCUUUCCUCCAGGCCGUCGCGGCGCCAUUCAUUGGCGGGCUCUCCGAUAAAUAUGGCCGCAGAACCGCGCUGCUCUGCUCCAUGGUUGGAAACACCCUCAGCGUAGCGCUCUGGGUCGCAGCCACAGACUUCCGCACGUUUCUCGCUAGCCGUGUUGUCGGCGGGCUCAGUGAGGGCAAUGUGCAGCUUGCGCAUGCCAUCGCAACAGAUAUAAGCGACCCAAGCCAGCGGGGCUCCACCAUGGCCCUGGUGGGCGCAUGUUUCAGCAUCGCUUUCACCUGCGGGCCCGCGCUCGGCGCGUUCCUCUCCAACAUUACCACGGUAGCAGCGAACCCCUUUGCAACCGCAGCGGGAGUCUCGCUCCUCCUUAUCGUCAUCGAAACCAGCUACUUGUACCUGUGCCUCCCAGAAACGCACCCGCGCCUCAGCAACACAAGCACAAGCACAAGCACAAGCACAAGCACAACCGCACGCACCCACACCAACCACCCUUCCACCCUCAACACCAUCCACUUCCUCUUCCUCCUCCCCUUCUCCGGAAUGGAGUUCUCCCUCCCCUUCCUCACAGCAACCUUCUACGCAAACACCGCGACCACCGCCAGCCCCUCCGCGCUCAACGGCCGUCUCCUCUCCAUGAUGGGCCUAAUCGCCUCCCUCCUCCAGGGCACCGUCGUGCGCCGUCUCCCGCCCCUGCUCACCGUCCGCAUCGGCGUCGUCGCAUGCACUCUCUCGUUUUUCCUCCUCGCACGCGUUUCCUCCCUGUCGGGCCUCUACGCCGCCGGCAGUCUUCUCGCAGUGACGAGCGCCACCGUAGUCACGGGCCUGAACAGCCUCGGGAGCCUCGAAGCCGAGGAAGGCGAACGCGGUGCCGUCCUGGGGAGACUCAGAAGCUGCGGACAGAUUGGACGUGCGGCGGGGCCCGUCCUGUUUUGCUCGCUGUUCUGGUGGGCUGGCCGCGAGGCGGCGUACGUGACUGGUGGAGGUGCGAUGUUGGCUGUUUGCGGUGGGGUGUUUUUAUUUUUGAAGUCGCCGCCGCGUCCUUGAUUUUUUUUUUUUUUUUUUCCCCUUCCUUUCCGGUUUAUUGGUUGUUAGAUUACUCUUUGUUUUUUGUUCUUUUUGCAUUUCUUUCGGGUUCGUGUACAUACUACUACUCCUCUCUCUCUCUCUCUGUGUGUGUGUGUGUGUGUGUGUGUGUGUGGAAUCUAAGAGGUACGGUAGGCAAGGCAGGUAUAUCAUAUCAUGCCUUUAUGGCUUACUGCUAUGCAGUUAGUAC